Messenger RNA from Seminavis robusta, 845 nucleotides. The record is from the annotation of a GenBank genome assembly. NCBI's taxonomy places the organism in Eukaryota, Bacillariophyta, Bacillariophyceae, Naviculales, Naviculaceae.
ACGAACAGAUCUCAUCGAAUGGCAUCGAGCACACUGGAUGAAUGAAUCAUUGGUUGGCAUUGGUAUCUUUUGACGAACUCACAAUUUUCGCUCUCUUGACACCAAAACAGCCAACGCAAAACUUAUCAGAAUUCAUUCAGCUAAUCUAGCUAGCAACCAAAGCAACUCCUUCCAUCACCACCAUGAAGAUCAUCUCCAAUAAUACUACCACUACCACACUCAGUCUCUUUCUGUUGAGUGCACUGAUGUUGUUGAGUCACACCAAUGCCUUUACUGCUUCUGUCAUUGCUCCAUCAUCAUCAUCCACGCGAACUCGAUUGCACGCUAGCACUAUCUAUUCCGAUUUUGGGGAUUCCUCUCGACGCAAUCGAUUCACUACGCGAGACGAACCACAACAAGACGAACCACAAGAUAUUCCCACAGCAGUACCACAACCACAAGCCCGCAGUCGUCUGAGCAAGAUGGACAUGCCACGCCAUGGACCCACCGCCCAAGAAAUUCAAAGUGCCAAGUUACUCAUGUCCAUGGAAAUGACCAUUGGAAGAGGAGCCAUGAUGGUCGCCGUGCUAUUGAUGGGAACCGAAUUGGUCACAGGGAUGAGUCUCCCAGAACAGGUCUCCCACUUGUUCUAGACUAACUACUCGAGUAAGACAAGGGGAAUCAACCAACAAUUAAGACAAGAACAAACCGAGGCUGAUGAACAUCAUACAGGUCAUAUCAAGCACAAAAAGCAGCCAUUGUAGUUUUAGAAAGGUACAAAAGAACAGAACAAACCCAAAUAUUGCGUACAAAGAACAGCAUGCCUUAAAAAAAUAAAGUAAACUAACCAACUAUCCAAGAUUUUG